Molecule: messenger RNA, 1534 nt
Organism: Nilaparvata lugens (brown planthopper)
Lineage: Eukaryota; Metazoa; Arthropoda; Insecta; Hemiptera; Delphacidae
Product: annexin B9
Exons: 8
Coding region: 46-1131 (361 amino acids)
Cellular component (GO): cytoplasm
Molecular function (GO): calcium-dependent phospholipid binding; calcium ion binding
Source: RefSeq, a predicted model, not a curated record
CUGACGUGAAGCUCGUAGAAUAAAGGGCCAAUUUUUGAAAUAUUAAUGCCAACCGACACUUUACAUCAAGAUUUCAAGAUGAAAGGUGCAUCCGUUGUCACCUGUUGCUGUAUAUUCCUUCACCUUUCCAUGAAAGUGGUUUGUGACUCGGGUGCAACCGUAGUAUGGCGGCAAAACAACGCUGAUCAAGAUGCUGAUGAAAUCCAUGGUGCCAUAAAAGGUUGGGGAACCAACGAGAGAAAACUCAUCGAGAUCCUAGGAACCAGAACAAGUCAUCAGAGGAAAGAGAUUUCAGCUGCAUAUAACCGAAAAUACGGAAACCCUAACGAUCCUGGAAGAUCGGCAAUAAUAGAUGAUCUGGAAGGGGAUACAAAAGGUACAUUCGAAGAUAUUCUGGUGCAACUCACAUAUUCGAUAGAAGAGCUGUUGGCGAAAGAAAUACACGAGUCGUUGCAUAGGCGGAAAGAUUGGACUUUUCUGGAAAUAAUUUGCACAAGUGAUAAAAACAUGCUGGAUCGAAUCAGAGCGGCUUACGUUGCAGAGUUCAAAGUUAGUCUGGCCCAAGAAAUUGAGAACACAGUUUUGGACGUUCCGACGAGAUUAUUGUUACUGCGUGCUAUGGGUGGAUUCGAUCUUCCCCCUAGAUCAUCAGAAGGUUUGGAUGAUAAGGCUGUUAGAGAUCAGGUCAAAUCUAUACCAGAAAAAAAAGAGCAAUGUUUGCUUGAAAAUAAUGGCAAGUUUUUCACAUUGCUAUCGAAAGAGAGCUUUGCUCAGAUACGCACAGUAGUCAAAGAGUAUGGAUCAAAGCAUAAGGAUGAUCCAGUUGAGAAGCGAAUCAAAGAGAACUGUGAGGAUGAAUCUCUGAGGAUGGCUUUCACCACUAUUGUAAAUUACGCUGAGGAUCCUCCAAAAUACUAUGCAACUGUGUUAAAGGAUGCAAUGAAUGGUUUGGGAACUAAGGAGCAAGUUCUGAAUCGAGUCAUCAUCUGGAGAAGCGAGAUAGAUCUGGCCAGAGUGGCUCAGUCUUUCCACGAACUCACUCAUAAGUCUCUUGUCGACUGGGUGAAGAGUGAUACUUCCGGUGACUAUCAGGACAUACUAGUGCAGCUGAUUAACGGCAAGCCUGAAUGAGACUAUUGUUUAGGUCAUUAUAGAGGCUAAUUUUCCAGGGUCAUUAUUAUUUAGGCUUAUUAUUGAACUUAUUGAACCAUAGAGUCAUAUGAACCAUAAUUAGAUUUACAUGGUUCAACUUAUUGAACCAUAUAAGAGUCAUAUGAGAGCCAAGAAUAAUAUCAUCUCGAAUAUAAACACAAUGUUUCAUCAGUGGUCAUAACAUUGACUUAUUGCAGUAGUUAGAAAUUAUUUGUCAAGUUGUAUGUCUAUAUUCAAUAUUUAUAGCAAUUAAGGUGUUGGAAUAAACUUUUGAUUGGGGAGAAACUUUUGUAUUGUUUUUAUUGUUACCCCUAACUGUUGCCCUUUUAUUAUUUUCUGGUACCCUUUUAUAAAUGGUACCCAGUACUAGUAUCAACUGAUA